AUGACCAAUCAAACCAAACACGACGGCAUUCGGUUUCGGUUUCCUUUAAAGCUGAAACGAAAGUCGUCACAAGCAAGAAGCACAGCAAACCUUAAGCCUGAUGUGAUUCUACCUGAGACUGCCUCUGAGCACUCGGAACAAGAUCCUUCCAAUACUUUUGAUCCUGCUUCCAAUGGGACUCAAAGGAAUCACGAUUCAAAGGCCAAGGGGUUGAAGAAGAAGCUCCAGUUGCCAUUCACUCUAAACUCAUCUGCUUCUUCCUGUCAAGCUUCCCCGCAGAUUUCGAACAUCACAAGCGUGUUGGAUGUCUUGUCAACAGAUGUUCAAUUGCAGGUCUUUUCCUUUUUGGAUUUGACAUCCCUCCGACACACGAUGGCCACUAACCGAGCCUUUCGAGCCUUGUUGGUCUCCGACUCUUCCUAUCAAGUGUGGCAUGCCAUGUGUCAGCAAAGGUUUUCGAUGCAAGAUUACGACAGCGAACACGGCAUGUUUCUACAGGAUGAAUUUUCCCUCCCCAUUGCAGUGUCUGGAAACAACGUGUUUUGUCGGUACAAUCGAGUCAACUUGCCCUUGCUCUUAUCUAUGGUCCCUAGACAACUUCCUACUGGAAUGGAUGAGCCUACUACUUUUCCUAAUAGCGGUAGUCUAACCGAUGCCUUCUCCUACGGCAGUUCAUCUUUUCGGACUUCCUUGAUUAAAGUUUUCUCCCCAGAAAGCGAUGAUAGCUUGGUUGGUCCAAAUCAUUUGGACGCAAGCUUUUGCUCGACAUCAACGUCUUCAUCUUCGGAUAGUUGUAUUCGACUUUCUUUCAAUGGCGAUGCUGCGUCCGGUCAUGUCGAUUCGAUCAAGGCCAACUAUCCACUUCCCAAACCGACUCGACAUGUACCUCUCAAGAAGAAGCGCAGCAAGAUAAAUCUUCCUCAAUUGCGCAAACGAAAUCGACCAGUUUGGAAUCCAAUGAUGAUCCCAUACCAAUCGUUGGCGGAUCAUACAUCCAGACUGAUCCAUGUCACGCCAAGACUGGUGUCAUACUUCGAGAUUUCUAUCACCAAGGCACCUGAUGUAGAGCCCAGUCGUCCCAGACUCGCAGACCUCGACCAGUUGGAGCAGCCUCGAUCGGAGGAUUGCGUCGCCAUUGGUUUGGCUACAGAAAGCUUUUCCCCACAAGCCACCUUGCCGGGGUGGGACAUGACUAGUUUUGGGUACCACGGUGACAAUGGUGGCUUAUACCAUGGUUCGGGACAUUCUCAACAACGAACGGAAGCCUUUGGACCAGGUGAUACUGUCGGAAUUGGAGUCGAUUAUGUCUCCAAAACUAUCUUUGUCACCAAGAAUGGGCGGUACUUGGGUACUGCUUACGAGGUGUUCACGGUUGACUUUUUGACCUCACAGGACUUCUAUCCAGUAGUGGGAAUGGGUUCCAAGGAUACCGUACAUGUCAAUUAUGGAGGGGUUGACCAACCCUUCCAUUUCAACCUAGCAUCCUAUUGUCAUCGACAGCAGCAGCACAUGGUGUCCGCCAAGUCUCGAAUUGCAAGAAAGUUUCGGUUUUCCAACUAA
Messenger RNA from Cylindrotheca closterium, 1560 nucleotides. NCBI's taxonomy places the organism in Eukaryota, Bacillariophyta, Bacillariophyceae, Bacillariales, Bacillariaceae. The record is from the annotation of a GenBank genome assembly.